This is a messenger RNA of Papaver somniferum (opium poppy), 981 nucleotides long. Its product is annotated as 60S ribosomal protein L13a-4. NCBI's taxonomy places the organism in Eukaryota, Viridiplantae, Streptophyta, Magnoliopsida, Ranunculales, Papaveraceae. Gene Ontology annotation, cellular component: cytosolic large ribosomal subunit; ribosome. The transcript is spliced from 4 exons. The record is from RefSeq and is a predicted model, not a curated record. The coding region runs from base 80 to 700 and encodes 206 amino acids. Gene Ontology annotation, molecular function: structural constituent of ribosome; mRNA binding. Gene Ontology annotation, biological process: translation; negative regulation of translation.
UUUCUUGAGUAAGCCCUAGAACACCCUAAAAGCAGAACUUCUUCUCUGAGCUGAAGGAUACACAGCGGCAGAAGUAAAAAUGGUUUCCGGGAGUGGGAUCUGUGCUAAACGGGUCGUUGUUGAUGCUCGUCACCACAUGCUUGGACGAUUAUCUUCCAUUAUCGCCAAAGAACUUCUUAAUGGACAGAAGGUUGUAGUUGUUCGAUGUGAAGAGAUUUGUCUUUCUGGUGGUCUCGUUCGCCAGAAAAUGAAGUAUCUUCGUUUUCUCAGAAAGAGGAUGAACACCAAACCUUCUCACGGUCCUAUUCAUUUCAGAGCUCCUGCUAAGAUCCUUUGGAGGACUAUCCGUGGUAUGAUUCCUCACAAGACCAAGCGUGGGGCUGCCGCACUUGCUAGAUUCAAGGCGUAUGAGGGUAUUCCCCCUCCAUAUGACAAGAUUAAGAGGAUGGUCAUCCCUGAUGCUCUCAAGGUUUUGCGACUUCAACCUGGACACAAGUACUGCUUGUUGGGAAGACUAUCUUCUGAGGUUGGAUGGAGUCACGCUGAUACCAUCAAGGAACUUGAGGAGAAGAGAAAGGCAAGAUCCCAGCUUGUGUAUGAAAGGAAAAAGCAGUUGAACAAGUUGAGACUUAAGGCUGAGAAGACUGCUGAAGGAAAACUUGGUGCACAACUCGAAAUUCUUGCCCCCGUCAAGUACUAGAUUAUUAUCUUUUUUAGGUUACAAUUUUGAGGAUUUUGGCUCCUGCCAUUUGCUUUCUUUCUGAUUUUGAGACAUCUCCCUUGUUUGAUUGUCGGACACACUUUUAAGGUGGUAAUGUUAGUAUACUAUGGGGCCUUGGUAAAGUUUAAGUUUAAGUUACGUUGGUUCGAUUAUGAAUCUUUAGUGGUUUUUGCUAAAGCUGUUUAUAAUGUGUGCACCGUACUUUUGGUCCUUGCCGUAUGAAAAAUUACAGUCCAUCAAUUGUAGGAGAAAUUACGUUA